Molecule: messenger RNA, 365 nt
Organism: Cucumis sativus (cucumber)
Lineage: Eukaryota; Viridiplantae; Streptophyta; Magnoliopsida; Cucurbitales; Cucurbitaceae
Exons: 1
Coding region: 73-219 (48 amino acids)
Source: RefSeq, a predicted model, not a curated record
GGCUACGGGCUUUUUGCUUUUUGUUUUUACUCUCAUACGCAGGAUAUCAACUUGAAGAACAGGGAGAAGAAGAUGAUGAUGAUCGGUUUCAGCAUUCAAGGCCUAUUGGAUUUGUUCGUCGCCGGAAUUUCUCUCGCCAUCGGUUUGGGAAUUUUUGCACUUAUUGCUUCCAUUCUUUGUUCUGCUGCUUUCUUGAACUGUGCCAAGGAUGUUUCCUAAUUGGUGGUACGCUUUUCUCAAUUUUCAUGGGAAGCCUGUUCUGAUUCUUUCUUCGUCUGUUUGAUCUGAAUCUUGGAGAGUAAUUUUGAUUUGGUUGCAAUGGUAACAGAAAUGGCUAGUUGAAUUGAUUGGUUGUUUUGUUUGUU